Oncorhynchus keta (chum salmon) is the source of this 1128-nucleotide messenger RNA. Its product is annotated as actin-related protein 2/3 complex subunit 3-B. Gene Ontology annotation, cellular component: Arp2/3 protein complex; cytoskeleton. The transcript has 7 exons. The record is from RefSeq and is a predicted model, not a curated record. Bases 126 to 662 code for a protein of 178 amino acids. Gene Ontology annotation, biological process: regulation of actin filament polymerization; Arp2/3 complex-mediated actin nucleation. NCBI's taxonomy places the organism in Eukaryota, Metazoa, Chordata, Actinopteri, Salmoniformes, Salmonidae. Gene Ontology annotation, molecular function: actin filament binding.
AUUUUCUACACACCGCAUCUAUCUACUUCCUGUAAUUCUGUUGGGUGGGACAGGCGGAAGCAGUGUUCUGGCAAACGAAACAUUUUUAUUUUGCUGAGUUAAGAGAUUGACAUUUAUUUCUCAAAAUGCCGGCGUACCACUCUGGCUUGAUGGAUGGGGACACCAAGAUGGUGGGGAACAUGGCUAUGCUGCCACUAAAAACCCAGUUCAAGGGCCCUGCAGCAAAAGAGACCAAAGAUUCUGACAUCAUUGAAGAGGCCAUCUACUAUUUCAAAGCCAACGUCUUCUUUAAGAAUUAUGAAAUCAAGAACGAGGCAGACAGGACUCUGAUCUACGUCACCCUUUACAUUUCUGAAUGUCUGAAGAAGCUACAGAAGUGCAGCUCCAGGGGUCAGGGAGAGAAGGAAAUGUACACUCUGGGCAUCACUAACUUCCCCAUCCCUGGAGAACCUGGCUUCCCUCUCAACGCCAUGUAUGCAAAGCCCAGCAACAAGCAGGAAGAGGAGACAAUGAGGGCGUACCUGCAGCAGAUCCGCCAGGAGACGGGGCUGAGGCUGUGUGACCGUGUGUUUGACCCCCAGACAGACAAACCCAGCAAGUGGUGGAUGUGCUUUGUCAAGAAACAAUUCAUGAACAAAAGCCUUUCAGCUCCUGGACAGUAGACAACUCAGGAGUGCUGGAGGUUAUUCUAAACUAAUGCGAAGCAGAUGGAUUUUUCGGGCCUCCGCUUUCGUGUGGCUAAGAUGAUUUUAUACUGAAUAAGAGUACAUGGACGUGCUAUUGUUUCAUUGAUCAUGUUAAGCUGGUGCUUAAUGUGUCCCUGUCCAUCUUUGACAAAAUGUAAGAACAGCAUUGUAUUCUUGUUAAUUGUGUAAAUCAUGAAGAUAAUUUUCAAAACUUUAUUGGGCUCAAGUUAGACAUUAACUGUGGGUGUAAAUGCCUACAAUUUCACAUCACACAGGUGAAUUGGUAGAACUAUUGAGCUACAAGUUUUAUUUCUUGUUCUAACAAUCCAUCGCCACUUCCGUUAGAUAUUUUGUGUAACACAAAAUUGUGUUGCGGAGGGCCAGUCUAAUCCACUUGCACAGGAUAAUGUCUAUACUUGAGUAAAAAUUUAACCAAAAGUGA